GGCAUAGCCUGAAAAUGACUGAAAAAUGCAUGCUAGUGUUGGCUCUCGCAAUGGUGUUGGCUGCUAACUCUCUUGCCGAUCACUCAAAGCCUCCUCCAAAAGAACAACACAACUCACAAGUAGACAACUACCCCAAAAGACCUCCACAUACUAAACCACCACAAGUAGACAACUACGUACCCAAACCCAAACCUCGUCAACCACCCCAAUUAGACAACUACUUUCUCAAACCCAGGAUUCCUGUUAAACCACCCCAAUUAGACAACUACGUGCCCAGACCCAAGAAUCCUCGUAAACCACCCCAAUUAGACAACUACAAGCCCAUACACAAAAUUCCUAGUAAACCACCACACAAGCCAGCUACAGAGGAGUUGUACCUGCAGGAGGAGCAACACAACACAAAAGAGAAGCCAAACAACUAUGUACGACCAAGAAAGCCAACCAUACCCCCAGCCACCAACACAUACGAUGACCCAUUGAAAAGUCAAUUCUCCAAACAAGACAACACAGUGGUAGAUAACUAUCCACCAAAAAUCCCACGUUCCAGGCCCCCGGGUACCAACUGACGAGUACGUGCUCAGUUACUCCAAGUGUUUUAAGUUGUGGUUGCUAUUAUCACUAUCGUUAAUAUUGCUCAAAAUUAUGAAUAAAUAAUGCAGUUGAUGCCACCGCAAUUGCAAUCCCGAUUA
Abrus precatorius (Indian licorice) is the source of this 689-nucleotide messenger RNA. Its product is annotated as proline-rich protein 4-like. The coding region runs from base 15 to 566 and encodes 183 amino acids. Lineage: Eukaryota; Viridiplantae; Streptophyta; Magnoliopsida; Fabales; Fabaceae. The transcript has a single exon. The record is from RefSeq and is a predicted model, not a curated record.